AUGACUCUUGACUGCAGCUCCAGCUCCAGCUCCACUUGCUCGGCAUCUUCUACAUCUAGCAGUAGUAAUCGUAGUAGCAGCACCGGCAGACCAACGAGAAAGAGAGCGUUGCGAGGUUCAGGUUUCAUUGUUGCUUCCGCUGCUGUGGCACUAUCCAAUUCGUAUGCGGGAGCAUUUCAGAGUAACUCAGCCUUCCUUCCUCGGCGUGUAAUGCGGAGUCUUGAUACCAGCCUUAGGGUCGUGACUGAUCCAACACAGCUGAUGUCUACCGAUAUGUCAUCGGAUGAACGAAGUGCCCUAGAAGAUAUUUAUCUAUUAUCCAUUGAACCAGCCAUGUCGCCGCCUGCGAACGCUGUUGAUAACGAGGUGAUUCCGCCCAACAACAAACGCGCAACCAACAAUUCCAAGGGACGAAAAGGGAGAAUUGUCAAGGUACCAAAGGGAAGCCUUUCCGUGAAAAACGUGAGGAAGGAAGGAUCAACCGUGGGAGCAUUGAGCAAGACAUCAAGGCCAAGGAAAAAGGCCACCAAGAGCAAGUCCUCCACCAUGCCCGGCUUUCAAGGUGGUGCAAACACUGAAAACCAACGGGCAUUCAAACGCAGUGUGAGACUCCAGGAGGAACGGACUGGGAGAAAAUACACUGAGAGCUCGGAAGUGAAGAAUAAACGCCGUGCCGAUCACGGUCUCAAGAUGUACCAAUCCAGCGCAGCUGUUCCCGAUAGUAUGCUGCAAUUCGCAGGUGAAAUUCACAAGAUUGACCGAAUCACUCCCAAAGAAGAAAUCAUGCUUGGAGAAUUGACACAAGAGGCCAUCCGUCUACAAAGAAUAUAUGAUGGACUGGAGGAACAGCUAGCCAGAGAACCAACCGACGAUGAAUGGUGUGCUGCUGCAGGCAAAAUCAAUAUGGAAGCCAUUUCCCAGGCAAUUGAAGAAGGCUUGGAAGCAAAGAACAGGCUUGUUUCAUCCAAUCUACGAAUGGUGCAGGGUGUCGUUAACGUGUACAUUCGCAAUGGCCUUCGCGGACAAUACAAUGCGGGAGAUCUCAUGCAAGAGGGCAUCAUGGCUUUGAUUCGGGCAGCAGAGAAGUACGAUCCAACUCGAGGAUUUCGGUUUUCAACCUAUGCCAUGUAUUGGAUUCGUUCCGCAGUGAAGCGAAGUCAAAUUUAUCAAUCUCGAGUCAUUCCUGUUCCUCAGCGACUAUAUGAAAACCACAAACGACUUUUGCGUUUGCAAAAGGAAAUGUUCACGGAGCUUGGCCGUCCUCCCACGAAGAAGGAGCUAGGAGAUGCGAUGGGUAUGUCGGAGAUGCAGGUGGAUCGGUGCUGUGCGGCCAUGGCCCAGCAAUGCUAUUCACUAGACAGUCCUUUGACGAAUCCCAAUAAACCAACGGAAGCCAAGAGUGAAAAGGAUACUUUGGUUGGAUUGAUUUCCUGCAACACUAAUGACAGUGACUACAACAAAUUGAAACACAUGUUCAUGCGUGAGGAUUUGCUCGAAACUCUAAAUCGUCACCUUUCUGAGGAACAAGUCCGAUUGCUAAUGCUCCGUUAUGGACUGGAGGAAUCAAUUCGCCUGAGUAAGAAGAGUGGAACCCUGACAAUUGCCGAAAUUAGCAAAGAAAUGGGAAUGAAACCAGACAAGGUUCGACGAAUCAUCAAUAAGAGCCUAAAACAGUUGAGGACCUGCAUCGGUGAUGAGUGGAGAGAUUUUGAACGCGAAUAUGAAGCAUAG
Cylindrotheca closterium is the source of this 1731-nucleotide messenger RNA. NCBI's taxonomy places the organism in Eukaryota, Bacillariophyta, Bacillariophyceae, Bacillariales, Bacillariaceae. The record is from the annotation of a GenBank genome assembly.